Messenger RNA from Alternaria alternata, 1152 nucleotides. RefSeq lists its product as hypothetical. Bases 1 to 1152 code for a protein of 383 amino acids. The record is from RefSeq and is a predicted model, not a curated record. The transcript has 2 exons. NCBI's taxonomy places the organism in Eukaryota, Fungi, Ascomycota, Dothideomycetes, Pleosporales, Pleosporaceae.
AUGUCUAUCAAGGCUAUUGCUACUAUUGUGCUUGCGGCCGGCCUCGCUGCUGCAAAGCCUAUCAACACUCCUCGAUCUCUUCCUGGUUCUUCCAAGCGCCAGAUCGGCUUUAACUCUGUUAUCAACGGCUUCAACGGCAACGAUGGCGACUUCAACUUUAUUGACGGAUUCAACAACUUCAACCAGCAACAGCAGGUCAUCCAAAUCCAACAGCAGAACCUCCAGAUUGUCGACAACGGCCGCCAACAAGCAGUCGUUCAGCAAGUGCAGGAGGUCCUCAUCGUCGACCAAGUCAACAACGGUUUCAACAACGACUUGAACAACCUCUUUCGCAAGAGUAACUUUCAGAACCAGUUCCGCGACGUCUCCACCGUCACGCUCGUCGUACAGGAGAUUCAAGUUGCUAUCGACGAUGGCAGGGGCAACCAAGUCCAGCAGAACAUCUUCGCGCAAUCUGCCGUCGUCGCCAACCGUGGGGCUCGCCAAACCCAGACCGUCAUGGUCUUCGACAGCCGCACCCUCGUCGCCCAGGAUAUCCUCGGCAACAACGCCUUUGCCAACCUCGGUGGCUUUGGCGGCAUCGCUGGUGCCACUGCUGCCUUGGACAACAAGAUGCCCACAAAGACCGCUGGUAUCCAGCUCUUUGGUGCUAAGCCUACAUGGUCAGCCGUUGCCGAGGAUCCUGCUGCGACCCUUGGUGCUAUCUGGCAGGGCGCUCUUCAGGAUCUUCAGAACGCAGAUAACGAUGAGCAAGACAACAAGCUCAACGAACAGAUUGCUGCCGAGGAGUUGAAAGCUCUCCAAGAAGCACUUGGACAACAGGACAGUGCUGAUAAGCAGGCCGACGAGGAGCAGAAGAAGGCCGACGAGGAGCAGAAGAAGGCCGAUGAGGAGGCAGCUAAGCAGGAAGAGGAGCAGCAGAAGGCUGAAGAGGAGGCCGCAAAGAAGGACGCCGAGGAACAGAAGAAGGCUGAAGAAGCUGCUGCUAAGCAAGAUGCCGAGGACCAGAAGAAGGCUGAUGAGGAGGCUAAGAAGGCUGCAGAGGAAGAGCAGAAGAAAGCCGAUGAAGAGGUAAAGGCGCAAGCUGAGCAGGACAAGAAGGCAGCUGAGGAGCAGAAGAAGGCUGAGGAGCAGAAAAAGGCUGAAGCUUGA